Oncorhynchus tshawytscha (Chinook salmon) is the source of this 2135-nucleotide messenger RNA. RefSeq names its product protein SSXT. The coding region runs from base 125 to 1399 and encodes 424 amino acids. Lineage: Eukaryota; Metazoa; Chordata; Actinopteri; Salmoniformes; Salmonidae. The transcript is spliced from 14 exons. Gene Ontology annotation, biological process: positive regulation of transcription by RNA polymerase II. The record is from RefSeq and is a predicted model, not a curated record. Gene Ontology annotation, cellular component: nucleus. Gene Ontology annotation, molecular function: transcription coactivator activity.
CGUCAUUGUUUGUGCUGCUGGCGGAAUACGAGUUCAUAUUCUAAACUGCCUGGUUUGAGUUCUACAUAUUUUUUUAGCUGUUUAGUUCUAUGUUUUAGUUUAUUUCGCUUAAUAGCAAAUCACCAUGUCGGUGGCGUUUGCACCUCAUAGACAACGUGGAAAGGGUGAUAUAACACCCACUGGAAUUCAGAAGUUACUGGAUGAAAACAAUCAGUUGAUUCAAUGUAUAAUGGACUUCCAGAGCAAAGGAAAGACAGCAGAAUGUUCACAGUACCAGCAGAUGCUCCACAGAAAUUUAGUUUACCUGGCCACAAUAGCAGACUCCAAUCAGAACAUGCAGUCUCUGCUCCCUGCUAAGUGUGACUCCCCUACUCCCCCAGAGGUAAAGCUUGAACCUCCUACUCAGAACAUGCCCAUGGGCCCUGGUGGGAUGAACCAGAGCGGAGUGCCGGGCCCCCAGCCCCCCCACGGACACAACAUGCCCUCUGAGGGCAUGGUCAGUGGCGGACCCCCAGCCCCACACAUGCAGAGCCAGAUGAACGGACAGAUGCCUGGGCCUAAUCACAUGCCCAUGCAGGGCCCUGGGCCGGGUCCCAACCAGCCCCCCAACAUGCCCGGCAGCGGCUCCAUGAACAUGCCCCCCAGCAGCCAUGGCUCUAUGGGCGGCUACAACCACGCUGUGCCCUCCUCUCAAAGCAUGCCUGCCCAAGGUCAGAUGAACAUGACCCAAGGACCCAUGGGUAACUACGGCCCCCGGCCCAACAUGAACAUGCAGGCUAACCAAGGCCCCAUGAUGCACCAGCAGCCUCCCUCCCAGCAGUACAACAUACCCCCUGGAGGUGGCGGGCAGCACUACCAGGGCCAGCAGAACCCCAUGGGCAUGAUGGGCCAGGGGAACCACGUGAUGGGGCAGAGGCCCAUGCCCCCUUACAGACCCCCACAGCAAGGACCCCCUCAGCAGUACCCAGGGCAGGAAGACUACUAUGGGGACCAGUACAGUCACGCAGGACAGGGAGCCUCAGAAGAGCGAGACCCAGCAGCCAACCAACAGUCCCCCUAUGAAAAAGAUAAUGAGCGAGACCCAGCAGCCAACCAACAGUCCCCAUAUGAAAAAGAUCAUGGUAAUGCCCAGUAUGGCCAGCAGCAGGAGGCCUACCAGCAAGGUCCUCCCCAGCAGCAGGGCUACCCCCCACAGCAGCAGUACCCUGGACAGCAGGGCUACCCUGGACCGCAACAGGGCUACGGUCCGUCCCAGGGAGCCCCAGGCCAGUACCCCCAGGGUUACCCCCAGGGCCAGGGGCAGCAGUAUGGGGCCUACCGGGGCCCCCAGCCCGGCCCCCCUCAGGCCCAGCAGCAACGCCCAUACCCAGGCUACGAUCAGGGACACAUGAGGAAAUAAAGACCCAGGGAUUUGAACCCCUGACUAGUUCUGUAAGAAGCAAAGGGUCAAUAUGGAAAUUACCAGCAAUGAGAGAUGGCCAUGGCAGUCACUCAGUCAGUCACCAAGAGCCCUGCUCUGACCUCUAACCUCUGACCUCUGUACAACUGUUAUCUGGACUUUUAUAACGGCUGCAGCUCACAGAGACGCCCACACACACACACUUUGCCCUCUGUAUCCCCUAUGUCUGGGCCUUAUGUAAUGAGAUGAUUGUGUUCACUUCCAUUUCUCCCCUUCUAGUCUGAGUUAAGUCUCAAAGCAGCAAUGCCUUAAAACCAAACAGAGCUGCCUUAUCCAGAGCACUGCAGAUUUCGAAAAGGGCAAAAAAUUACCCGUAAAAUUAAUUUUGUCUAGAUCACAGAGUACAGAAGUGUACAGAACUGAACUUCACACUCUUGUAGGGCAAUGUUUCUCCAUCCAAUAGCCCCCUGUUCAUAAGAAGCAAUAAUGCCAAUGGGAAGUGGAGGGGUGGGACGGGGAUGGAGUGAGGAGAUUUUACACCAGAAACAAAAUUCUGUAAGGCUAUGUUAUAUGUCAAGGUCAACAUAUGUGAUGAUGUAAACAUGUAUUUUAUGAUUUUUAGAUGGAGCUAAUUUUGUAUAAGAAUUUGGAGUACUGUUGAAUAUUGUUUCUGUUUUCCUCCUGAAGUGUUAUGUCUCUUGAUGUAAGUUGUGAUUAACAUUGUUUUCAUCUGCUA